AUGUCACUCAUACUAAAUAUGCCACCUAGACAGACAGACAGACAGACAACGGGAAGCGAGAAGAUGGGGCCAGUUGCCUACUUCAGCCUCUGUCUCCUCGGCUGCCUGAUCUUUAACCCCUCACUGGAAGCCUUUCCCAGCAAAUUCCUCUCUCCCCAUCCCAUCUCCUCUCUCGGAUCAGAAGUAGAGGUCAGGUCCUGGUCCCAUGGUUGGCUGAGUGGAUGUCCAUCACCGCAAGGGGGCCCACCUUGCCUCCAUCUCACUGAGACAGAAGGGAACAUGGUGGCCAGAUACAUCAGCAAGUCAUUCUCCAAGGAUUCUGUGUAUGGACUCCACAGCCCCCAGCAUAACCAAUGCUGGAAGUGGACAGAUGGAUCAUUGUAUCAUUACAGUGCUUGGAACCCUGGGGAACCAAACAAUGUGAAUAACGUUGAGUACUGUACCGAGCUGCUGAACUACAAGGGUUUUAAGAAAUGGAACGAUAUUACCUGUAACAAGCAAAAUGCCUACAUUUGCAAGUAUGGACUCUAGCGAGGGGAGUCGCUCGCCUGUGCCUGAAGGAGGAGCUCAGCACCUGGGAUGCAAAAGAACUGGGCUCCUUGGCCAUGAUCAGGCAACGUCCCAGACAUUCGGAUGCUUUGCUACUUCAAGGGCCAGUCCCCUCCCUCCCUGAGAGACCAGAUCUCACUUCCCCAACUGCAAACUCUCUUCCCCCAAGUGUCUCUGUACGACUUACACUCCUGCCCCUUCCCUCAAUGGCUGCAGACCACUACAAUAAUAAACUCUCCUGAGCAUGCA
Messenger RNA from Dermochelys coriacea (leatherback sea turtle), 798 nucleotides. RefSeq names its product lithostathine-1-beta-like. NCBI's taxonomy places the organism in Eukaryota, Metazoa, Chordata, Testudines, Dermochelyidae. The record is from RefSeq and is a predicted model, not a curated record. Gene Ontology annotation, molecular function: signaling receptor activity.